AGGCCCCCGGCCGGGGCAGCGGGCGCUGGGAGGGCGCCGCGGCCGGGGGCAGCCACCGCGCGGCCGCGCCCGCCCGGCGGGGGCGCGCGCUCUGCGCCCAUGCCGGACGACAAGAGCGAGCGCACUGUCGGGGUGAGCGACAUGCCCAAGACCAUCAAGGGCUACCAGUGGUUCGAGGCCCUCUCGGGGAGCAGGAUCAAGAUCGAGGGCGUUAGCCUGCUGGGCAACAACAAGGGGGCGACCAGGUAUGCGGCGCUCGUGGUGUGCGGUUCGCGAGACCAAGCCAAGGACUUCGUCAAGAAGGUCAAAGACAAGAAUGAGGGUCCGCGGGCCAAGCUUCUGUCCGACGACAAGAGCGUGGAGGAGUUCAGGGCCGACAUGGUGAAGAACAAGGGCUGGUCCUCCGACGCGCCCGACGGGGACAAGGCGAUCAACGCCAACACUGGGCUGGACAUGCGGGGAGACUCCUCGGGUUUCACGCACGGCUUCAACCCUUACAAGCGGAGCCCGAGCCGGAGACCAUCGCGCCGUCGCAGCCCCAGCCGCAGCCGCGGCAGCCGCAGGCGCAGCGCCUCGCCGCCGAAGCGCAGCCCGUCGCGGAAGCGCAGCCCGUCGCGGAAGCGCGCCGCCUCGAGGAAGCGCAGCCCCUCGCGGAAGCGCGGCCGGAGCCGCAGCCGCAGCAGGCGGCGCAGCGACUCCCGGCGGCGGGAGAAGCGGCGAGGCCCCAGCCGCAGCCGCUCCUGAGGCCUCCGCCACGGCCUAGAGCCAGCGCCAAGCACGGCGGUGCGCUCUCCUCGGGGACGGCCACGAGGAGGGGUCGGCUGCCUCCUCCUUCUCCAUAUUUCCUCGGCUUCCCCUCUUCUUCCGUCGGCUGCCCCUCUGCCGCCCGCGUGCGCGGCCUCUGGCUCCCUCGAGCGCGCGCCGCCGGUGCGUGCCCCGGCUCGAGGGGGUGGGUGGAGGAGGAGGAAGAGGACGAGGACGACGACGCAACGACGGAGGCGGUGGAUGCGCCCUGUGAGGAGAGGGCCGGCGGGGCGCCGCGCCGGCUUGGCAGCGCUGCUAUAAUAUGUUCCUGACGCGCUCCG
Molecule: messenger RNA, 1085 nt
Organism: Prorocentrum cordatum
Lineage: Eukaryota; Dinophyceae; Prorocentrales; Prorocentraceae
Source: the annotation of a GenBank genome assembly